Nelumbo nucifera (sacred lotus) is the source of this 2188-nucleotide messenger RNA. Lineage: Eukaryota; Viridiplantae; Streptophyta; Magnoliopsida; Proteales; Nelumbonaceae. The record is from RefSeq and is a predicted model, not a curated record.
CGGACUUUUUUAACAAAUCACGAGUCCAAUCCAAAACACAAUCGGACUUACUAUUAGGCCCGAGAUCAGACCCGCGGGUCUAAUUACAUGACCAAACCUAACCGGGGUGCGGGUCGGUAGACGCUACAUCUAGAUCCUUGAUUGUUUAUCCAUACGAAUGCUGAAAUGCAAGUAUUGAGAAAGCUCCGUACAUGAGCUCUCCAGCUAAGCAACCGCAGUGAAAACAUCAAAUCCGUCUCUUCCACAUAACAACUCUUCCGUUGUCUCACAUUGCGCCCCACAAACGCCUUACAGUAUAUUCAACCGUGUAUUAGGAACAUCUCCCACUGAGAAUUUCGGUAGAUACUCUCAAUGCACGCUGAGAUGUGCAUGUGGAGCCUAUACGCUACCGCUCUGACACUGUCAAACAGGAGGCCCACGAUACUCUGCCACUCGAUCACCAUUCGACACGUUUCAAAAACAAUCAUAACCAUCAAUCUCAACCGUCUAUUCUUGAAUCGUAAAAAUCGGUAUUAUGUACGGCAGGAGGUGGGGUGUUCGGUACCAUAAAACUCCUCUUUCGCAGACAGAAGACUCGUGUUUCCAGCCUGGCUUGUCACAAUUUUUUUCCUUCUCUCUCUUGCUGGAUUACACCACCGCACCACCACCCACGAUGUCGCCGAAACUUCGGUUUUUUCUCGUUGUCCUGCCUUUCCUUCUAGUAUCCGCCACCGCCGCCACCAAGCCCCUGCCGUUGACCACCACCGGAGGCCUCCCCAAGUUCAGAGAAGCUCCAGCCUUUAGAAACGGCAUCGAGUGUCCCAAAGCAAACCCAUCAUCCAUUAUCCACAUAGCCAUGACUCUCGACACCACCUACCUCCGUGGAUCUGUUGCCGGCGUCCUUUCCGUCCUCAAGCACGCCUCCUGUCCUGAAAACAUAGUCUUCCACUUCCUUGCCUCUCACCGCCGAGCAGAGCUGCGACGUACCAUUCUUACCACCUUCCCGUACCUCAACUUCCAGGUCUACCACUUCGACACCAAUCUCGUCAAAGGCAAGAUUUCAUCCUCCAUCCGUCGAGCACUGGAUCAACCCCUCAACUACGCGAGAAUCUACUUGGCUGAUCUCCUCCCCUCCGGCAUCCGUCGGAUUAUCUACUUCGAUUCUGAUCUCAUUGUGGUCGACGACGUGGCUAAGCUCUGGGCAAUCGAACUGGGCACCCACGUUCUGGGCGCACCCGAGUACUGCCACGCCAACUUCACCAGUUACUUCAACGAUAAGUUCUGGUUCGACCCAUUUUUCUCCCAAACGUUUCGUGGCCGAGAGCCGUGUUAUUUCAAUACUGGCGUGAUGAUCAUCAAUAUCCGCAGAUGGAGGGAAGGGAAAUACACAGAGAAGCUAGAAUCAUGGAUGAGGAUUCAGAAGCGGCAGCGAAUAUACGAGUUGGGCUCCUUGCCUCCAUUUUUGCUGGUCUUUGCCGGAGAUGUGAGAGGGGUGGAGCACAGGUGGAACCAGCAUGGUCUUGGUGGGGAUAAUCUGGAAGGUUUGUGCAGGGAUCUGCACCCCGGACCGGUGAGUCUACUACACUGGAGUGGGAAGGGGAAGCCAUGGCUGAGACUGGACUCAAGACGGCCGUGCCCGUUGGAUAGCUUGUGGGUGCCCUACGAUUUGUUCCGCCAUGAGCCAUUAUUUCCGGACAGCUAAUUAAUCAGUCGGCAUUGUAAAGAUUGAUGCAUGAUCGUUCAUGGCGGAAGCUUCUUGUAUAUAAGUGGGAUGACGGAUGCAUGGAAUGGGAGGGAUCAGAAAAAAGGAGAGACCAAAAGAGUGAGAAGCAACGGAGACAAGAAGAUAAAAGGAGAACAGUGAUGCAAGUGAAGGAGCUUCUUGGAUUGAGUUCUGACUGGUGUGCUGUACAGCGUAAAAGAUUGAACAGAUGAUUUAGGAUCAUUAAGGGUCCUGAUUAACGGAAGAUAAGGAUGAGUGAUGAUGAUCUAUAUAUAUAUAUAUAUAUAUAUAUAUAUAUGUAGAGCAAUGGCUAGAGAUUAAGAAAUAUUCUUCAUUGGAGUGGGCCCAGAAGAUUUUUGAAAUUUGAGUGAUGUGAAGCUAAUUUUCCAUUUUGGAUGAUUUUGUUUCCAAAUUCCAAAGUGUGCAUAUUGUGAUUACUAUUAUUAUUAAAGAUUCUUAAUUAUUGGAGAUUUUAUUUUGAGUUCA